AUGACGGAGUACAAGCUUGUGGUGGUUGGAGAUGGAGGUGUCGGGAAAUCCGCCCUCACUAUUCAACUCAUUCAAAACCACUUCGUUGAAGAAUACGACCCGACCAUAGAGGACAGCUACAGAAAGCAGGUCGUGAUAGACGGCGAGACUUGUCUUCUCGACAUAUUGGACACUGCCGGUCAAGAAGAAUACUCGGCGAUGCGCGAUCAGUACAUGCGAACUGGAGAAGGAUUUCUUUUGGUGUUCGCCGUCAACGAAACCAAGUCGUUCGAAAACGUCGCCAACUACAGAGAGCAGAUUAGGAGGGUGAAAGAUUCAGAUGAUGUUCCAAUGGUGCUGGUUGGAAACAAAUGCGACUUGGCAUCCAGAUCAGUGGACUUCCGAACUGUCAGCGAGACAGCCAAAGGAUACGGAAUGCCAAAUGUAGACACAUCGGCCAAGACACGUAUGGGUGUCGAUGAGGCCUUCUACACACUUGUUCGAGAAAUUCGCAAGCAUCGUGAGCGUCACGACAACAACAAGCCCCAAAAGAAGAAGAAGUGCCAAAUUAUGUGA
This is a messenger RNA of Caenorhabditis remanei, 555 nucleotides long. RefSeq lists its product as uncharacterized. The transcript is spliced from 4 exons. The record is from RefSeq and is a predicted model, not a curated record. Lineage: Eukaryota; Metazoa; Nematoda; Chromadorea; Rhabditida; Rhabditidae. Gene Ontology annotation, biological process: Ras protein signal transduction; epidermal growth factor receptor signaling pathway. Bases 1 to 555 code for a protein of 184 amino acids. Gene Ontology annotation, cellular component: plasma membrane. Gene Ontology annotation, molecular function: GDP binding; GTPase activity; GTP binding.